Messenger RNA from Ambispora leptoticha, 312 nucleotides. Lineage: Eukaryota; Fungi; Glomeromycota; Glomeromycetes; Archaeosporales; Ambisporaceae. The record is from the annotation of a GenBank genome assembly.
CUACAGCAACCAACGGCAGGAAACAUAAUAAACCGACAAGUUCAAACCGCGAGAAGUACGGCAAACCAAUGGCAAGAAACACAGCAAACCGGCGACAAGUUCAACCAAGAGAAGUACAGCAAAUGCAACACAGUGAUGACUUAACCAUGAGAAGCGUAGGGAACGGCAAGAAUCACAGCAAACCGAUGAGAAGCGUAGGGCAAGAAUCACAGAAAACUGGUGAGAAGCGUAGGAAUCAACGGCAAGAAUCACAGCAAACCGACAACAAAUUCAAACAUGAGAAGCAUGGCAAAAACAACAGCACAGCAGCAU